Molecule: messenger RNA, 448 nt
Organism: Porites evermanni
Lineage: Eukaryota; Metazoa; Cnidaria; Anthozoa; Scleractinia; Poritidae
Source: the annotation of a GenBank genome assembly
GCAAUUGCAGAGGUUUACAAGAAUGAGGGUAACGAUGAAUACAACAAAAAGAGUUUCAACAGCGCCAUUCACUUCUACACUGAAGGGAUUAAAGUAAACUGCAAAGAUGACGAUCUUAACGCCAAACUGUACAGUAACAGGGCAGCAGCACAUUUUAAUUUGGGUAAGACUUCUUAUAUAUUAGCUUUAAAAAAUCUCGCCUUUUGGUCUAUUAACUGGUUAGCAUCAUUAAAUAGUGCACGCAGAAACUUUCGAAGUAGUUAGUAGUUGCUAAGUAAGGCUAAUUGUUUCCUCUCCCCUUGCUCUGUUAAACCUAUCUGAGCUGUUACUCGGUGUGUUCUGUUUUUUUAUUUUUAUAGGCAAUUACUCUGAAACAGUGAAUGAUGCAAAAGUUGCCAUUGAAUUACAGCCACAUUUUCAGAAAGCUUUAGUGAGAGGUAAGAGUUAA